GUAGGUCGAGGCAACGAUCGAACUUCCAGUAGUUCCAAAAGUUAUCGAAAAGCCUGAUGAAAAGCCGGAGGCACAUCGUGAGAUCACAUACACAAAAGAUCUGUCUUUGAUGACAGAAGAGGAAAAGGCUGAACAACUGCGAAUCGAGCAAGAAGAAGCUGCCAAAGCCGUCAAGAAGAAGGUGAUCAAAGACGGGCACAGUGAAAAGGCUGCCCCAGUACUCAUACCACAAAGGGUUGUCCCUGCAGAAGAAAUGGUGCCUCUUGAUGAGAGUGGGGUGAUUCCAGAGGAGGAAAUCUGUGAGUUGGAGCCAAAACCAUGUGAAGAAGAGAAGGUAACCAUGUUGUUCCUGAAAUCCUCAUACAUAAAGUGGAGUUCAAGAUUUUUGCCCACUUUACUUGUAGGGAACGCCUGA
Haemonchus placei is the source of this 415-nucleotide messenger RNA. The record is from the annotation of a GenBank genome assembly. NCBI's taxonomy places the organism in Eukaryota, Metazoa, Nematoda, Chromadorea, Rhabditida, Trichostrongylidae.